Coregonus clupeaformis (lake whitefish) is the source of this 459-nucleotide messenger RNA. RefSeq names its product oocyte zinc finger protein XlCOF6.1-like. Gene Ontology annotation, molecular function: RNA polymerase II cis-regulatory region sequence-specific DNA binding; DNA-binding transcription factor activity, RNA polymerase II-specific. The record is from RefSeq and is a predicted model, not a curated record. NCBI's taxonomy places the organism in Eukaryota, Metazoa, Chordata, Actinopteri, Salmoniformes, Salmonidae. The transcript has a single exon. Bases 1 to 459 code for a protein of 152 amino acids. Gene Ontology annotation, biological process: regulation of transcription by RNA polymerase II.
AUGCCCAAGGACCUCAAGACCCACCAGGGCCUCCACACAGGCCGGCGCCUUUGCUGCUUCACUCAGUGUGGGAACGGGGUCUGGCGGCUUCAAAGCGUACUCUCCGCGAGCCGCUCCUACGGCUGCAAAAUCUGCGGGAAGAGGUUCAAACGCAGGAAGAUCUUGAGGAGGCAUGAGCGUUUCCACACCGGGGAGAAGCCCUACUCCUGCUACCAGUGCUCCAAGAUGUUCGCCCUGCGGAAAAGCCUCCGCAGGCAUGAGAGGUUCCACACGGGGGACAAGCCUCACAGCUGCCCCCAGUGUGGGAAGAGCUUCCGGCUCAGGGACAAUCUGAAGGCUCACCUGCGCUUUCACACCGGCGAGAGACCUUUCACCUGCUCCUUCUGCUCCAAGAGCUUCAGAAUCCUCAGGAACCUUGAGGAACACAGCAUUGAUCACUUGGGAGUGACAGCGAAAUAG